GCUGCUGCUGCCGCUGAGGGAGGAAGAUGAGGAGGAAGAAGAGGCAAGCAAAAUAGCCUCACCAGCAGCACGCAGUAGCACCUCCACCGACCCGGCCCGUCCCUUUUCACUAUCACUCACCGCUGUUGAAGCUUCCUGUAAGACCUGUGAGCUGCGGUUUCAAGUGGAAAAUGUCACUGGGCACUUAGAAGAAAACAGAAGAGGGGCGAGAAAGACGAGAGAGCGAGCGAGAGAGCAAGAGAGAGAGAACGAGAGAGAGAGAGAGGUGACAGUCAGUCUGCUCUAGUAGAGGGAAAGAGGUGCAGAAAGAGAAAUUAGAGAAAUUUAAUCAUCAGGCCAGAGGAAAACCACCUGAGGAUGUCAUUCCUCUUGCCGACCCCCUGCUGUCAGGAGACAUAAGCCAUGUUGCUGGCCGCCGAGACGCUGCUGUGGUCCCUGUGGAUCUCGCUGGUUCUGAUUCCAGCUCAUUCUCACAAAGCUUCAGCCGGGCUCGUCUGCACGAAUGACUUUGUUAACAACGUCAGCUGCAGCUGGACCGGAGCCGGGCUUGGUUCUGUGGAGGACUGUUCCAUCUCUGGAGAGAAGAUAUUUUGGAUUUAUAGAGAAAAGCACUUAAAAGUUGAAAGCUGCAAACUGAAACAACACGGGAAGUCGUCUCUGGGCUGCAGCUUCGUCUUUGGAGAAACAAAGUUCUCUGGUUAUGACGUGUUGCCAAGGAUCUAUCUGAAGUGCAGCGGGACGCUGGUGGAGAACAUCACAAACUACCAGCCAGAGGAACACAUUAAAAUGCCUCCUCCACGAGCUCCCCAGGUCAACAUCACUGACAGGUUCACCUUGAUAUCAUGGAGCCUGGGGAAUCCUGUCUCAAUGUAUUUCACCUCUGGCUUCGACUUCCAGCUUCAGAUCAAACAGAGACAACAGGAAUGGAGGGACUCCAGAAAUGUUUCCACGAGGGAGCAAGUGCUGAGGUUUGAGGCGGGGAAACUGAAGGGCCGCUUGGAGGUCAGAGUCCGAGUCGAUCCGGUUGGAAGACCCGGCAGCCACUGGAGCGACUGGAGCCCGACGACAUCCUGGGAGGAUUUGAAAGAUGAGAAAAGUCAUUCGUACUCGCCAUCAGAUCAGAACACAGUGAGGUGGAGCUUAGUCGCCCUCGGCUUGUUUCUCGUCACUGUCAUCGUUGUGCUGGCCCACUACAAGACCCGGGGGCUGCUCAAAGGGAAGCCGCUACCGAAUCCCUCGAAGUACUUCCAAACUCUCCACACGGUCCACCAGGGAAAUCUAAAAGAAUGGCUCAAUCCCUUUUCGGGGACCCAGUCGUUCUUCGUCACCCCUUCGUGCGACCGAAUCUCCCGUGUGGUGGUGUGCGAGGACUGGAACGAGGCGGCGUCCUCCCCGUCCCCGACUUCCAUCACCACCAGCCCCCUGCUUCCCUUCCACAGAUACCCCGCUUCUAGCUCCAACAACGGCCUCGACUACAACUCGUCGUCCCUGUCGAGCUUCUCAAACGUGGGUUACUUCAUGUCCAGCUCCUCCGGCGGCGGCUCGGCUCGGACCGACUCCAACCCGGCUUACUUCGCCUAUCGAGACGAUUUCCAGAACUCUCCCCAGGUCCAUGGCAUGCACUUCCCCCUGUGUGAUCCCGAUUAUGAGAGUCUGAAAAGGGAGCCGGAGAGCCCUGACUCUGGUUUUGGCAUUAUGACGGAAGAUGAAAUGAAAGAGACAAGGAGAGCAGUUAGCAGGGAAGAGGAGGCAGUUCUGAGUGAUCAAAGUUCCCCUCUUCUCUUCCUUCCUCUUCACCUUCCCUCUCGCCCUCCUUCCUCUCCAUCAGCUCAUCCUUCCACGUUGACAAGGCCGUCUGAAAGCCAGCAGAUGGAUGUUGCUGAGACAGACACAGGCAGUAGCUCAGCUGCUCAGCCUGUUGCUGGCGCCAUGUGCAGGUCGUCCUCCAUGCCCGUGGAACCCUUCAGAACCGACUAUCUGACGCUUAAAGAGCUACAAAUGACAUUCAGUAACAAAUCCAUCUAAACGCUGGCCUUCGAAACUUGAUUCAUCAUCAGGAGGAGUUCAAGAAGUGUUUCUAAGGAGAGAAAACAGAAAAAAAGCCCAAUUUGUCACAAAAAUUCUAAGAUAGAUGCAAAGUAGUCUGUGUACUGUCUACUGCUUGAGGACAGUAAAGUCCAUGUUUGAUCCCAUGGUGUCAAGAGUUCCUGACGAAAGCCGGCCCCCAGUACUGCAACCAGUUUGCGUUUUGCGUCCCCAGUUUUGACAAAUCUCAGCCUAUUUUUUGCGUACUCCGCUUGCAAAAUUGCACUAUAGGUUGUGCACGCCAUUUACAUGAUCUAACACGUGUGGGUUUUCCCUAACUACCUGAGUGUUUAGCAGAGACUGCAUUGGCUGCUGCAUCUCCCCAUUCUGUCUGUGUCACAUGACCCGCUCUGCAAAGCAAGUCCCUCGGUUUAUGAAGUCGCAUUGGUGACCUUGGCUAUGAGCUUUGUCUACACCCGACGGACUAGAACGAUGACCACAAGCCGUAUCAAAACAGAAAGCAAACAUGCUAAUGUUAGCCUAGCACUACAGCUAACUUUUCUGGAUAAAAACAAGGUCAUCAAGGGCAAGAUGUAAGUUUAUUGAAGACUAACGGUGUGUUGAGUCACAUACAGCUACAAUAAUAAACAAUGAAAAGAUGCUUGUUCCCAGAUGACAUGUUGGGAUAUUAUGACGCUCCUCUGUUGGAGUAGCAACUAACUAGGACAGAAUGCAUGUAGCUGUCUAGAAACGCAGAUAUUAGAGGCUACAGCGCCAUUAGUGAGUGUGCCACAAGUACGUUACUAAUGUAGACCAUUUGUAGCAGAUCCCAGGAGGUUGAGACCACAAUAAAUGACUCAAUUCUGCAAAUACUUGAGACCUUCUCCACCCAAAAGACGCCUACUACUACCUAUUUUACACCUUAACAUCCACUGACGCGCUCAGUGGAAGCCAUCUUAGCACUACCGCAGGAACUACCACCCACAGUGAAGUGUUAGUCGUCUCGGCUCUUGGGGACAAAGACAAUCAGCACCAAGGAGAACGAAUGAGGCUCCUGCACCGGGUUCUUUCUAAAUACCAGCCAAUAGUGUAUCAAGAGGCGUUGUCUCUUGGUGUUUCAGCCUCCCAAUCUGUUUGAAUAGUUUGGAAUGAUCAAGGAAAUAAUUGUAAUUUGGCAAAUUUUCUGCAAAUAUUUUAGAGUCACAUUCCACAGAGAAUAUCUGCAAAUCCUAAUUUUUUCUGUGGCUGCUUUUUCUUCUUCUUCUUCUUUCAAAUAUAUAAUAUAGACGAGGUGAUCAUCUGUAUUAUGUUGGUUAAAGAUGGUGAAACCUAAUAAAUGAGCUGCUAAGAGCUGCAUAGAUGUAAGGGGGAAGAAAACGCUGAUAAGUCUGUGCUGGUUUAACUUCACUGCUAAUUUUUAUUGUACUAUAUUGUUUGAUCUGCAUUAAUAAGUUACCAAAGUUUAUCCUCAA
Molecule: messenger RNA, 3497 nt
Organism: Poeciliopsis prolifica (blackstripe livebearer)
Lineage: Eukaryota; Metazoa; Chordata; Actinopteri; Cyprinodontiformes; Poeciliidae
Gene: il2rb
Product: interleukin 2 receptor, beta
Exons: 10
Coding region: 403-2025 (540 amino acids)
Biological process (GO): immunoglobulin mediated immune response; cytokine-mediated signaling pathway
Cellular component (GO): external side of plasma membrane
Molecular function (GO): protein binding; cytokine receptor activity
Source: RefSeq, a predicted model, not a curated record